Molecule: messenger RNA, 2778 nt
Organism: Megalops cyprinoides (Indo-Pacific tarpon)
Lineage: Eukaryota; Metazoa; Chordata; Actinopteri; Elopiformes; Megalopidae
Gene: tbc1d15
Product: TBC1 domain family, member 15
Exons: 16
Coding region: 177-2249 (690 amino acids)
Biological process (GO): activation of GTPase activity
Molecular function (GO): GTPase activator activity
Source: RefSeq, a predicted model, not a curated record
ACUGUGCCAAUUUGUCUUACGUUAACAAACAUUUUGCGGCUCUGCAUGCUCAAAAGCUUAAAUAUGACCAACCUAGGUGGUGGUAUUUAUCACGGAGGUUAUAGAAACGAAUUGGCUGGCAGUGUGUUGGAUGUGCCAGAAAUACAGUUUGCUGGCAAGAGAGCACGGCGUAAACUAUGUCAGAACCGGUCAGCCAGAGGGUAAUUGUGCUGCAUUUUCCACAGACCAUACUGGAGCAGGAUGGAAUUUUCAUUCAUUCCAACACAGACAGAACGGAGGACCAAGAAUCCCUCGUGUCCGGCCUCCUGCGCAUCGUUGAGAAGGAUGGUGAAACGCUGGUGGAGUACAAGCCUCUUGAAGAUGCUGUAGAUCCAUCAAACAUGCUCUGCGCUGGCAAGGACUCCAGCUCGGUGGUGGAGUGGAACCAGUGUCCUGGGGACAGACCCCACAGUUCGGUGGUGGAGUGGAACCAGUGUCCCGGGGACAGACCCCACAGGUCGGUGGAGCAGCAGCUGAGCUACGAGACCGAGUGGGACAUGGUCAACACAGUGUCCUUCAAGAAGAAACCCUACACCAACGGCGAAGGUGUGCCAAACCACACUCACGAGCGCAGCAAGUGGGCCUUCUUCUUCAACCUGAGCGACCUCAAGACCAUCAGAGUGAAGUCCGAGGGCUGGUCCUACCUGGUGUUCAGCCUGAAAGACGACACCACCCUGCCUGCCCUCCACUUCCACCAGGGCGGCAGCGAUGCCUUCCUGGACUGCCUCAGAAGAUACGUCCUACUCAGCGAGUGCCCCUCAGACCAGUCAUCUCUGCUGGUGUGCAGCCACAGCAAGGCGCUGUCGCAGUCCUUCGAGAACCUGCUGGACGACACCACGUUCGGCCUCAUUCAGAAGUUUAAGAAGGACCCGUAUACGACCACGCUGGGUGGCUUCUCCAAGGUCACCAACUACAUCUUCGAUGCGUUCCGGGGGCAGGACCUCGAGCACCAGCAGCGGCCGGCCGAGGAGGUGGCCGACCUCCUGAGCGAGGUCAUUCCAGGCCUGGAAAUCAACCAACAGGAGGAGCCCGGCUUCGAGGUCAUCACCAGGAUUGAUCUGGGAAGGAGGCCAGACGUGGAGCGGAAGGAGCCGGUGUCCGCGGAGGACUGGGCCAGUCACAUGGACUCGCAAGGAAGGGUGCAGGACGUCCCUCACCUAAAAGAAAAGAUAUUCAAAGGGGGGCUUUGCCAUGCAGUGAGGAAGGAAGUGUGGAAGUUUCUCCUGGGAUAUUUCCCCUGGGACAGCACCCGCGAUGAGAGGAAAAGCCUGCAGAAGAGGAAAACGGACGAGUACUUCAGAAUGAAGCUCCAGUGGAAGUCGGUCAGCGAAGAGCAGGAGAAGAGGAACUCCAGGUUGCGAGACUACAAGAGCCUGAUAGAAAAGGAUGUCAACAGAACUGACCGAACCAACAAAUUCUACGAAGGUCCAGACAACCCGGGCCUGAUCCUGCUCAACGACAUCCUGAUGACGUACUGCAUGUACGACUUUGAUCUGGGGUACGUCCAGGGAAUGAGCGAUUUGCUGUCCCCGAUCCUCUACGUGAUGGAGAAUGAAGUGGAUGCUUUCUGGUGCUUUGUGUCCUUCAUGGAUCAAAUGCACCAGAACUUCGAGGAGCAGAUGCAGGGCAUGAAGACCCAGCUGAUCCAGCUCAGCACGUUGCUACGGCUACUGGACCUUGCGUUCUGGAACUACCUUGAGUCCCAGGAUUCGGGUUACCUGUACUUCUGUUUCCGCUGGUUACUGAUCCGCUUCAAGAGGGAGCUCAGCUUCCAGGACGUCCUUCGCCUGUGGGAGGUUAUGUGGACUGGGUUGCCGUGCCAAAACUUUCACCUGCUGGUGUGCUGUGCUAUUCUGGACUCAGAGAAGCAGAAAAUUAUGGAGGAACAUUACGGAUUCAAUGAGAUCCUAAAGCACAUAAACGAACUUUCAAUGAAACUCGACGUUGAAGAAAUCCUCCUCAAAGCUGAAGCAAUCUGUAUGCAGAUUAAAAGUUGUAAGGAUCUGCCGAGUUCAGUGAGCGAGAUUUUGGGCUUUAACUCAGAAGCGGAAGCUCCAAGGCUGGAGACAAGCGAGUUCGGCAUGCUGGAUUCGCCAGAGCCCCCCAGGGCCGCACACAGACAGGAGUGCGUGGCGGAACUCAUCUCCAAUGGCAACGGACAUUUACGAGAAGCAGCCCACGAUGUUUACAAAUUAGCCUACAUAUCGUAGUAAACAAUCCAGUCAACACAGAUAUUUUUUUUCCUCAGCCCCUCAGCCACCAAGAGAGAAAGAGUAUUGGGAUAGAAUUACUUAUUUGGUGAAAGGUAUGGCAUUAUCAUGGCUAAGUGUGGGGGAAAAAACAAAACAAAGUUCUAAACAGGUCUCAAACUGAAUUAUUUUUGUAACUCCGUGUACCAUAUUGGUCUUUCGUUCAAAAUGAUCAUUCCUUCUCACUUGCAUAAAGUUGAGUUUUAAUUUUAAACUGUAACAGAUUUGAGUUUUUUUUCAGUUAAACAUUCUGAAUCAUGUCUGAGUUAUUCAAGUGAAAUUGAAAAUGGUGGAUCUAACUUAGCUGAUUGAUGUAUAUCAGACAAACAGAGGCUGUGGUAGAUGAUUACAUAUUUUGAGAUUCGUAUAAAAGUCGAUGGUAUACUGAUGAUGGUGACAUAUAAUGUAAUGUGUAGUACCUGGCAUUAAUUUAUAGUGUCAGUUUAUGGAUAGAUCCAUUGAAAACAGCUUUAUAUUUUCUCUGGAAAUA